This is a messenger RNA of Nerophis ophidion (straightnose pipefish), 7000 nucleotides long. Its product is annotated as FH2 domain-containing protein 1-like. Lineage: Eukaryota; Metazoa; Chordata; Actinopteri; Syngnathiformes; Syngnathidae. The record is from RefSeq and is a predicted model, not a curated record. The transcript is spliced from 13 exons. The coding region runs from base 397 to 2673 and encodes 758 amino acids.
GGAGCUCCGGCUGUGAUCCCAGAGGCACACCUGCUGGAAGGUGAGCAGGCCGCCGCCCUUCUCACCGUGGGCGUGUCCUCCUCCUCGCUUCCGUGCGGGCCAGAGGAGUUGCGACACCGUUCAAGUUGCAGCACGAGAGGAGCAAGUCUGGAAUGACACAAAAAAAGGACAAAAUACUUUUAACGGUGCAGCAGCAAGCCAGCGAAAAGUUUUGGAUCCAUCCAUCCAUUUUCUACCGCUUGUCCCGUUCGGAGUCGCGGGGGUGCUGGAGCCUAUCUCAGCUGCUUCGGGCGGAAGGCGGAUAAUACCACAAAUACACGCCCCGCUCCAUAAAUCUUCAGCAUGCCGCUGCAGACCUUGGCCGCCGUCCUCCGCCCUUGCUGAUCCCUCCCCCCCAUGGCAAAGAUGCAGCCGGGCGGCCCCCCUGCCCCUCCUCCCCCUUUACUGCCGCCCCCUCCGCCGCCACCCCCCCUCGCCUUAGGUUCGAAGGCCCUGCGCCGGCGCUCAAGGAUGCGCAACUUCAACUGGGAGACCAUCCCCAAGCACAGCGUGAUGGGGAAGCACAACAUCUGGACGGAGGACCAGGCGGACGGCGACUACCAGCUGGACACGCACCACAUGGAGGAGUUGUUCAGUCACAAGCAGGCUCAGCAGCACCACGCCAACCACCGCCACGGGGUCAGGGGCGCCCCCGUUGCCGCUCCCGGGGGAGAACUGGUGUCCAUCCUGGGCUCCAAGAGGAGCAUGAACAUCGGCAUUUUCCUCAAGCAGUUUAGGCGGCCUGUGGCGGACAUGAUUGAUGACAUCGGAGCAGGAAGUGGACUGGCGUUUGGCUGCGGGAAACUGCGAGAGUUAUUGAAACUGCUGCCGGACGAGGAAGAGGUCAAACAGCUGCUGGACUUCAAGGGCGACCAAUCAGCUCUCCCUGAUGCUGACCUCUUCAUGCUGAUGCUGGUCCAGAUCCCCAGUUAUGAGGAACGUGUCAGCAGCCUGGUCCUCAAAGAAGAGUUCUUGCCCUUCAUGACUGAAAUGAGAGGAUUCAUUGACACCUUGAAAGCUGCCGGGAAUGAGUUGUUGGAGUGUGACAGUCUGCACUCGGUCAUCCGUCUGGUUUUGAAGAUGGGGAACUACAUGAAUGCGGGAGGAUACGCCGGCAGCGCGGUGGGUUUCCGGAUGGCCUCGCUGCUCAAGUUGGUGGACACCAAAGCCAACAAGCCCGGCAUGAACCUGAUGCACUACGUGGUGAUGCAAGCCCAGAAAGUGGACACGGAUCUGCUGAACUUCCCUGACCAACUCCAGCACAUGAGAGCCGCUGCAAGAAUCAACAAAAGCGAGAUUGAAGCAGAGUUUGCCCGACGAGUGAAAAAAGUGCGAGAAGCCCAAGCCAACACUUUGAAGCAGGACAACCUGAAGGCCCAGAUGGAGGACUUCCUCAAGGAUGCUGAGGCCUGCCUGGCCCAGGUGGAGCAGGACCUCCAGGAGCUUCAGUCCAGCAGCGACUCUGUGGCCCAGUACUUCUGUGAGGACCCUGACAAGUUCCGACUGGAAGAAUGUUGUUCCGUUUUUGACUCCUUCUGCGAGAAGUUUCUCCGAGCCAUGCAGGAGAACAAGGCCCGGGAGGUGGCGGAGGUGAAGCGCCGGCACAAAAACCGUCUGAUGAGCGCCGCCAAGCGCAGGUCCACGGCCACCUGCUCCACCAGGGACAAGGAGAUGGACGGAAUCGCCUUAGAGUCCGUCCUGCAGUCUUUCCUGACCAGCAGGAUCUCCAGGAGGCGAUCGGUGCGGCCCUCGUCCACCUACGGCAGCCCUGUCGGCGGGAGCCCCCAGACCGGCAGCCUGUCCGAAAUCCCGCCCACGGAAAACCUGCCGGCGCUGAGAAGAACGGAGUCCUUGAAGGCGGGCGGAAUGGCCAAGAAGGAGUGGAACUCUGCAGCGGAACUCACAGGAAGAUCCGACAAAAAAGCGGAAGACGGCGGCUCGGACACCGAGGCGGAUGUCGGGUCGGAGAAGGACGGAGAAGAAGAGAAAAGGACCGGCAGAGGAUCCUCGUCUGCUCGAUGCUUCUCCGCCGACUUGGAUGAGGAAGACCUCCAGGACAACAACCAGGAAGAGGCCCAGAAGCUGCGGGAAGCGUCCCGGAAGGUUCUGUUGUACCAGAGCAGCCGAGGCAGCGUCUCCUCCGGCGAGUUCAACGUCGACAACCCGAGCUCUCCGCCGGCGGUGACGGCGGUCCCCGCGCCUCGGCGCCUCCCGUUCGACAUGGAAAGCGACAGGUACCCCGGGGACCCGACCGACGAGGACCUGGUCCGCUUCCUGUUCAACUCCCCGCACACUUCCAAGCGGAACAUGGGCCGGCGGCACACGUUACCUAUCAAAGUGAAAAAUGAGGAGGAGGACGAGGUGUGGGAUCCCAACCCGGACGCCCAAGAGGAGGAGGAGAAGGCUGGACGCGUGCAAGACUCGACGGAGACGCUACCUCAACAGCUUUCUCCCGGCCAAGACCAGGAACACGUCCAGGACGAGCAGAAUGGUGGACACGUUCCGCACAGAUCUUCAUGGAACAAAUCCGGAUCAUCCGGAGUAUUUUUUGGCUUCUUAAAGCGACUCGGCGAUAUCGGAAGACUACAGGCGGGCAAGGACGGCAGCCAGAAGGGUUUUGGUACUGAUGUGUAGGAACUUUCUAGAGCAGUGGUUCUCAAACCUUUUUUUAUUUAUUUUUUGACCAAGUACCACCUCAGAAAACACUUGGCUCUCCAAGUACCACCAUAAUGACCACCAUUAUUAUAUGCAGUAGCAUAGUACACCUAUGUAUUCAUCAAAGACAACGCAGUGGUUUUAUUUAACAAGUAUUGUAUUUUAAGGGCCAAAGAGCGCACUUGUAUAUAAGCCACACCCACCACAUUUUUCCAUAUAUUAGUCGCAUCGGACUAUAAGCCACAGAUAUACUGUAUACGUUGCUAUUUUCACAGGAAUAUUAAUUUACAUACAUUAAAUGUUUCCGAAAGCUGUCUGUAACAGGGCAGUAAAACGGCUGAUCAAACAAAACAGAAGUCAUGGUCAUGGACCCACUAGCUGCGCAAGCCAGCUCUCCAAUCACCUAAACAGACUCAAUAACUUUACUGUGACGUUUUGGUGAAUUUAUGAAAGUGAAACAAUAAAAAAAGAAUGCCAUUGUAAGUUAAUAAUACUCACACAGACUGUCAGGUUCAAACACUGAUUACAUCUGUUAAACAAGACAAGAAGCAAAGAAUUAAACAGGGACAGAAUUAAAGUUGGCUCAGUUUGAGGAGAUAUGUCUGAAAGAUUGUUCGCCCACUCUUUUUAUUUGGACUUUCCCUGAUUACAUGGCAACAGAUGUUUCUAAGGGGCGUGGGUCGUAAACAGCGUUGCCUUUGGUUACAGAACAGUUCAAAAGAAAAGGUCGUAAACAGUUCACAGAAAAGGUCGUAAAACAGUUCAAAGAAGCGGUGCCUGGAGGGGAGUCUGGUCCUGCUUCCUCUUCGCUUUUGUAGUUCUUGGGUCAAGACGAUAUCUUUCUGUUGAUUACAAUACAUGAAGGAACCAGACACAGUGGAGUAUUACAAGCCUUCUUCUUGGUAGGUUCACAGACAUUUGUUGUCUUCUUACCAGGUAAUCAAUGUAACACAAUGUUUUUGUGAUAACUUAGAUACAAUUAUUAUAACACAGACACUCGUAAACGUGUUAGCAUAUUAGCUAAUGCUAACGACCCUAGCUUGAUUACAUUACGAUAGCACGUACAAACAUGCAUGAAAACACUCCUACAGACAUCACACAUGGGACACUUUAGUAAGUAAGAAUAGUUUUAGUUGUGUUGUAAAACUUACAAACAUGAUGAAUGAAGAAUCCAUACAUGUAGCAAUGCUAUGGAUGGUUUUACUUCCGGUUUAAGGCAUUUUCUCAGGAAGUACAUUUUCAACCUGCAACACCUGCAGUAAGCAAACUCAUCCAAACAAAUGGUUUUAGCUAUAUUGUAAAACUUACAAACGUUGCUUGGAGUGAUCAAUGGAGAAUCCGAACGAGUAGAACGCUAUGGACGGCUAGAAGACGGAACAGCACUUUUACUUCCGGUUGAAAGCUCAGUACAAACAGAAGAGCACUGCAGCACCUGCAGUGAGUAAACUAAUCCAAAAAAUGGCGCCAUAGCACAAACAAUAACACACCUAUCCGGCUCCCUUUUUUUUAAACUGUUUGUUGUAUUGUCGUCAGCGAAGAGAAAUCCCUAAAUUAGCCCGUUUAAUUAAUCCAUCCAUCCAUCCAUCCAUCCAUAUUCUACGGCGUGUCAUGUUAUUGAAUAAAAUUGAUGAUUAAAAACUCACUUCCUGCUAUCAUUUUUGUUGUCGUGUAAACAAAAUAUUUGGUCAUGGGAUUUUGGCCAGGUAGAAACGCUAUGGACGGUUUUACUUCCGGUUUAAGGCAUUUUCUCAGGAAGUACAUUUUCAACCAGCAACACCCGCAGUGAACAAACUCGUCCAAAAGAAUGGUUUUAGUUAUAUUGGAAAACUCACAAACAUUGCUUGGAGUGGUGAAUGGAGAAUCCAUACGAGUAGGAACGCUAUGGACGGCCAGAAGACACAGCAGCACCUCUACUUUCGGUUGGAAGGACUAACUAGACCAGGGGUGUCAAACUCAAAUACAGAGUGGGCCAAAAUUUAAAACUGAACAAAGCCGCGGGCCAAGGUUGAACAAAUUAACCUUUUAAUAGGGACCCAAACAAGUUUUGCAUUGAACAUUGAACAAGCAAGGCUUAUAUAACUUUAUAGUGAGAUGCAAAAUCGAGUUUCAAAUAAUAAUAAUAAUAAUAAUUAAAAAAUAUCAAUGGCAUAUCAAAUAAAAUUUAAAUACAAAUUUAAUUCCUCUUUUCUAUUUUCAGCCUUCUGAGGUAAAUAUCAAAAUAUAUUGUAGCGUCCCGAAAGAGUUAGUGCUGCAAGGGGUUCAGGGUAUUUGUUAUGUUGUGUUUAUGUUAUGUUACAGUGCAGAUGUUCUCCCGAAAUGUGUUUGUCAUUCUUGUUUGGUGUGAGUUCACAGUGUGGCACAUAUUUGUAACAGUGUUAAAGUUGUUUAUACGGCCACCCUCAGUGUGACCUGUAUGGCUGUUGACCAAGUAUGCCUUGCAUUCACUUAUGUGUAUGUAAUAGCCGCAUAUAUUAUGCGAGUGGGCCUGCACUCUGUUUGUAUGGAGGAAAUGCGGACGUGACGACAGGUUGUAGAGAAUGCUAAAGGCAGUGCCUUUAAGGCACGCCCUCAAUAUUGUCCGGGUGGAAAUCGGGAGAAUGCUUACCCUGGGUGAUUUCGGGAAGAUUGGCAAGCGUGAGAAAUUGCGGUGUUACAGCGACACCGCUGCUGUGUAAUAACGGCGGGCCAGCUGUAAUGUUAAUUUGAUAUUGCCUCAAGGGCCAAAUUAAAUUACACGGUGGGCCAAAUUUGACACCCAUGAAAGAGACAAACACUGCAGCGAGCGAACUCGUCCAAAAGAUGGCGCCAUAACACAAACAAUAACACACCUUUUCAGGGUGUUUGCUUGGCUUUCUUUUUUUUACUCUUUGCAUUAUGGCUGUCAUGGAAGAAAAAUCCAUGUAUCAGCCAAAGGGUUUACAGCGUAGGGAAAAAACAGCGACUUAUCACCUGGGAUUUACGGUAUAUUUAAUAUUUUUGACCACUGUAACAUUACACUCAGUAUGAACAGUAACAUUGUGGUUGAAUAUAGGAAAAUACAACACUGUACUUUCUUUGGCGUAAUACUAGAUGGAGCCUGCGUACCACUAGUGGGACACGUACCACGGUUUGAGAACCACUGCAGUAGGUGGGACUUUAAUGCUUCUUGUAGUUCAUAUUAUUUAUGUCACAUAAACUUGCUGUCACAUGUUUUCCCUCUCUCUAUUUUAUUUGUGCUAAAGAUGCUCUUGGAGUCAUGAAGGCCCGUAUCGCUCUUCUCCAUUUUGUUGCUUAGUUGGCCACAUGCGUGGACAGCACCUUUUAGCUCUUAUUUACAAAAUUGUGUACACUACUGAAUUGGGGUCUUAUGGUCGCUUAUGUGGACACUUAUACUGCCAUCUGGUGGUGUCAGAGGAGUAUAACAUACACAUUAGAAUUAAAAGAAUGAUCAUGUCACUAAACAUGAAGUUUAGUGUACUUAUGGACUAAGUACAUCAUAUCCAAAGAAGAUUCUUAGUUUUUAUUCUAACUAGGGUCCAAUAAGCCCAAAUAACAAAGGGAAAUUAAAAAGAAGCACAUAAACAAACACCUUGGGCCUUAAGAGGUUAAUAAACUUGUCCUGGUCCCAUACAGGAUAUUUGUCUGAUAUCUGCACACACAAAAAACAAGCAUGGGUUGUGCAAGCAUGUGUGAUAUCAUUCCUGCGGCGUGUUUAUUUGUGUGAGAUCAUUUGCGAUACAAGCAUUCCUGCUGCUUGUUUAUCUGUGUGUGUGAUAUCAUGUACGAUACAAGCAGUCCUGUAGCGUAUUUACUUGUGUGUGAUAUAUCAUGUGCGAUACAAUCAGUCCUGCUGCAGGUUUACUUGUGUGUAAUAUGUGUGACACAAGCAUUUCUGCAGCGUGUUUUUUGUGUUUGAUAUCAUGUGUGAUACAAGCAUUCUUGGACCGUGUUUAUUUGUGUGUGAUAUCAUGUGCGAUACAAGCAUUCCUGCAGUGUGUUUAUUUGUGUGUGAUAUAUCAUGUGAGAUACAAGCAGUGCUGCUGCAUGAUUAAUUGUGUGUACAAUGUGUGAUACAAGCAUUUCUAAUGGGUGUUUAUUCGUGUUUGAUAUCAUGUGCGAUACAAGCAUUCUUGGACCGUGUUUGUGUGUGAUAUCAUGUGCGAUAUAAGUAGUCCUGCAGUGUGUUUAUUUGUGUGUGAUACAUAAUGUGCGAUACAAGCAGUCCUGCCGCAUGACUACUUGUGUGUACACUGUGUGAUACAAGCAUUUCUGCUGGGUGUUUAUUUGUGUUUGAUAUCAUAUGUGAUAAAAGCAUUCUUGGACCGUG